Molecule: messenger RNA, 1275 nt
Organism: Arachis duranensis
Lineage: Eukaryota; Viridiplantae; Streptophyta; Magnoliopsida; Fabales; Fabaceae
Product: SPX domain-containing protein 4
Exons: 3
Coding region: 132-998 (288 amino acids)
Biological process (GO): cellular response to phosphate starvation
Source: RefSeq, a predicted model, not a curated record
UUCUUCUAUCCUACACCUUGCAUCCAUUUUGGAAUCUUCCACUUCCCACUUUGCUCUCUCUCUCUCUCCCCCUCUCUCCAAAUAAUUAAUAUGCAAACCCCAAAUCCAUUCUUGUUCUUCGAGUUUCAACAAUGAAGUUCGGCAAGGAAUUCAAGACUCAUUUGGAGGACACAAUCCCUGAGUGGAGGGACAAAUUCUUGUGCUACAAGCCUCUCAAGAAGCUUCUCAAGAACCUUCCUUCUUCCAACCACACCAACAACGCUCCCAUCAAUCCCUCUUCUUUCACCCACCUUGAAGCCUGGUUCGUCACGAUUCUCAACGACGAGCUUGACAAGUUCAAUGAUUUCUAUGUUGAUAAGGAGGAGGAGUUUGUUAUCCGCUUCCAGGAGUUGAAAGAAAGAAUUGAGAGACUUAAAGAAAAAAGCAGUCAGAGUGAAAGGUACACUUCCGAGUAUGAGGAUGAGUUCAGUGAAGAAAUGAUGGGAAUCAGGAAGGACUUAGUCACCAUCCAUGGAGAGAUGGUGCUUCUCAAAAACUACAGUUCCUUAAACUUUGCAGGACUAAUAAAAAUUUUGAAGAAGUAUGAUAAAAGAACUGGUGGCGUCCUGCGCCUUCCCUUUACGCAACUUGUUCUUCGUCAACCUGUUUUCACAACCGAACCUCUAACGAGGCUAGUUCAUGAAUGUGAAGAAAAUCUUGAACNUCCAGAAAAUCAGUCUAAAUCACUUGAAGAUAAUACAACAAAUGUCUUACCAGAUGCAUCCUCUACUCUUGGAGAGGAAACAGUGUACAUAUAUCGUAGCACUCUUGCUGCUAUGAAAGCAAUAAAGGGUCUUCAGAAAGAAAGCUCCACGAGCAAUCCAUUUUCAUUUUCUUCCCUCUUUAACAACCAAGAUGCUGAUAGUACUGGUGCUGUAACAGCCGAAAACUCUGCAACGAAUUCUCCAGCUACCUUACAUAAUGAGGAAAGCACUGUUAAAGAUCCUGACUCUUCGUAAGAUGACUUUUUCUUUUGAGGUUGUUUCCUGUAUUUUUUUCUUUGGAUUGUUGUUUGAGGCUUGUUCAUUGAAACUGUAUGAAAUAUGACUUUGCCUCUUUGUUUAAAUACAAUAAAUUAACAUAACAAAUGAGAUAUGCAUUUACGUCUAAGAUACAUGUACAAAAAAACAAAUGCUGAAUUGAAAGUAACAGAAGUUUUUAACUCACUGUUGUAAUAAACAAUUGUAAUGGUUUUGCUUUGUAGCUGUAUGUUUUCAGUUAGCUUCCUUUUGCAUC